Molecule: messenger RNA, 300 nt
Organism: Morchella sextelata
Lineage: Eukaryota; Fungi; Ascomycota; Pezizomycetes; Pezizales; Morchellaceae
Exons: 5
Coding region: 1-300 (99 amino acids)
Source: RefSeq, a predicted model, not a curated record
AUGUUUACCGGCAACCGAUUAAAAGACCAUUUCGAGAAGCCUGCCUCCUCCGUGAGAACCCUGUUGCUAGGUCUUGGCGCGCAACCUCCGGUGUGUGACGCAUGCAACUCAUCCAAUAUCGGGACUACAUGUCCAAACAUUGGCAUGCAGUACAUGCAUGUGUGUCGACCAAUGCCCGCAAUUACAUUCAAAGAAGGCUACGAUAUAAUCUUUGCGUCCUCACUUCGCGGAAACUCGGCCGGCCCAUUAGGCGUCGUGACAUUUGGAGUAGGAUCGGAUUCAUCAGCAAUGCACCGCUGA